Molecule: messenger RNA, 981 nt
Organism: Cooperia oncophora
Lineage: Eukaryota; Metazoa; Nematoda; Chromadorea; Rhabditida; Trichostrongylidae
Source: the annotation of a GenBank genome assembly
AUGGUUCAGACUUACUGCACAAAUGUGUCGUCGCUCCCGGCCGCUCAUUCGACGGUUGAGGUUCGCUUCGAAAGAGGGCUCCCGUUGUUGACUGUGAAUUUACCAUCACGGCAAGAAUCAUGUCAGUUCUCUCUGAGACCACUGACAGAUGACGUCGGAAGUUUCUGCGAUCAACUCCAUAGAGAAGAUCGUGGAUUGGAUUUUGUAGCAGUGUAUACAAACGAUGGAGUACGCGUGUCCAUGUCAACAUCUAUCGAGCAUCUGCUGCAGUUCGGUGGAUUUCGGCUGCGACUAAACGAUCGCUACUACGAUGUUACAGUACCAGAGCGGACGUUAGAAGACGAUUUAGGUAGUGAUAGAAUACGGCAAAUUGACGAUCUUAAAGCAACUGUUGCCUCAUUGCAUGCGGCGCCGUUAUGUGUAGACCGAGUUAACAAAAGUAGGCAGAGAAAGGCGGCUGAUCCAACAGCUGGAAAGAGCAGAGACCGAACUGCGACCACUUCACCAGUGGAGCGACUUUUCAAAUGGAUGUUUCAGAUGAAACUCUCCAUAGAACGAGAGUGUGAGGCUCAUGCUGAUCGUAUCAUGUGGACCGGAUUCGCGGCCAUGGGAGUGCAGACAGGCCUGUUUGCACGAUUGACAUGGUGGGAGUAUUCAUGGGAUAUCAUGGAACCGGUCACAUAUUUCGCCACCUACGCAACAGUAAAGAAAAAAAAAAAAAAAAAAACUAGUUCGCGACGUUUGGCUAUUACCUGUACACAAAACAGGUGGACGGAAGUCGUUGAUGUUAGGUGGCCUGGUAAAAGUUGGCGGAUCUCUCAUCUGUCGUUCGAAUAUCCCAGCGCUCGAGAGCGAGUUUACACGAAGCAGUUCUACAAACGGGCUGUAAAAUAUGGAUUUAAUAUCGAGAAGUACAAUAGCCUUGUAACAGAGGUGAGUGUUUUCCCCAUCUUUUUUUUUCGUUUUCCUGAUUUUCAUUGA